Perkinsus marinus ATCC 50983 is the source of this 4989-nucleotide messenger RNA. Its product is annotated as DNA-directed RNA polymerase I largest subunit, putative. NCBI's taxonomy places the organism in Eukaryota, Perkinsozoa, Perkinsida, Perkinsidae. Gene Ontology annotation, biological process: DNA-templated transcription. Gene Ontology annotation, molecular function: DNA-directed RNA polymerase activity; DNA binding. Gene Ontology annotation, cellular component: RNA polymerase I complex. The transcript has 32 exons. The coding region runs from base 1 to 4989 and encodes 1662 amino acids. The record is from RefSeq and is a predicted model, not a curated record.
AUGCACAGAUAUUGUGAUCGGUUCAAGCUCAUCCUUGCCGGUCUCGAACCCGAGUCUCACGAUGUAGUCAUGGAGCCUUGCGAUGAGAAGACAAAGUCGGCGUUGGAGAGGGAUAUGACCUCAGACCCCAAUGCGGACAGUCGAGAGGCCUUCGUUGAGCAUGCUAGUAGUUAUCAGGAUGGCUCAUCAUCUUACGUACCGUACAUUAUGGGCCAUGGUGAGGAACAGAACAGGGUCAAAGCCCUGGUCAAGCAGCUGGGCCUCGCCCACAAUGAGGUUAAUGAUAACCUCGAGAAGCUCGUGGGCAAGAAUACUAGUUGGGGAAUAAGUAGCUCAGGCGAGAUACAGGCCUGGAACGAUCUGGUGGCGGAGUUCGAGAACGAGGUAUCGGUUGCGGUAUGCCCCAACUGCAAGGCUAAGUCGGAGCUCUUCCGUGUUGAUGGAUACAACAAGAUCUUCCGGAAACUUCGAGGGAAGGCCGCAGAGAAGUUUGUCACUCCCACCUACGUGCGCAACCUCCUUCACAAGCUCUGGUGUGAGGAGAGGGAGAUUUUGGAGUUCCUAUUCCCAGCCUCUGUGGGUCGUGGUGAAGACAUUUUCUUCAUGCAGAAUAUAGUGGUCCCUCCAAACAAGCUGAGACCUCUACGUUUUGGUGGUGAUAGUGAUGAUAACCAAGGAUUCUUACCUGCUUCAACGGUUUGUCUGAAGAAUAUACUUGAAUCCAAUCUACUACUCAAGCAGCUACUCGAGACUGACCAGGAGGCUGUAGAGAACCCUAAUGACAGGGAAAAGGCUGGCGAUGCCCUGCCGAACCUCAUAUCGGAUGAGGAUGAGACUAUGAAGCCUGUCGACAACACUCCUCAGAGAGGGCCUAUGACUACUCUUGGAACUGCACUCAUUGACUUGCAGAAUAACGUAAAUAACUAUCUAGAUUCUGCUAAGAGCGGCAAGGCCCAGAACAAGGUCGUGGCAUUUGGUGUACGACAGCUUCUUGAGAGGAAGCAGGGUCUAUUCAGAAUGAAGAUGAUGGGCAAGCGUGUUAACUACGCUGCUCGUAGUGUUAUCAGUCCGGAUGUCUCUCUGGAGACUAACCAGAUUGGCCUCCCCAUGUUCGCGGCUCUACAGCUGACUGUGCCCGAGCCGGUUAACUCCUUCAACGUAGACUACCUGCGGGCGUUGGUGGAGAAUGGUCCCGAUAAGUACCCAGGCGCCGCUGCUGUAGUGUUCCCGGAUGGCAAGCUGGUGUCACUGAAGGGUCGACAACCUCAUCAGAGGAAGGCCAUUGCUAGGAGUCUAUAUCAGAGUACCAACCCAGAUAAGAAGCCUAGAGUGGUGCUCAGGCAUGUGAGGGAUGGUGAUCCUCUGCUGGUGAAUCGUCAGCCUACCUUGCAUAAGCCAGGCAUCAUGGCUUUGUUCGUGAAGGUGCUCAGUAAAGAGAAGACUAUCCGAAUGCAUUACUCCAACUGUAACACAUUCAAUGCCGAUUUCGAUGGUGAUGAGAUCAACUUGCAUUGUCCUCAAGACUCUAAUGCCAGAGCUGAAGCCAUCUAUAUAGCCUCUGCCGAUCACCAGUAUCUGGGGCCUACCUCUGGCAAGCCCCUUCGUGGUCUUAUCCAGGAUCAUGUUGUCUCUGGUGUAUUCCUUACUGCAAGGGAUCACUUCAUGAGGAAGACUGAAGUUCAGAACCUCAUCUACACUGCGAUGCGAGCCGCUAUAGAAGGCGACACAAUUGUCAUGGAGCCUCCAGUCAUCGUGAAACCACAGACAUUGUGGACAGGAAAGCAGGUCAUCACCAUCUUCCUCAAGAGUCUUAUCAAGUUCGCUACUCAUAGUACGGAUAAAGCCGUAGUCAAUGGUUUCAAUCACCAUGCUAAGGCCAAGACCCCUGGCGAUCUGUGGGGUGGUGUCAGUGAUGGUAACAAGGAGGAGCAGAUGGUCACUAUCAGAGAUACUGAGCUCAUAGAGGGUGUCCUGGAUAAGGCUUCCUUUGGCGCCACUGCUAAUGGUCUUACACAUCUCUUCUAUGAGCUGUGUGGCCCUAAGGCUGCUGGGCUACUACUCACUGGUAUGGGUAGGAUGCUCACCCUCUACCUCCAGUACCAUGGCUUCACUUGUGCUAUGAGGGAUCUUCUUAUCACUCCUGAGGGUGACGAGGCAAGGUUGCAGAUGUUAAGGAAGGCUAGGGAAGACUCCUGGAAUAAGAUCAGAGACUGGGUGAAGGAGAAUAGCCCGGAGGAGGCUAAUGUCAAGACUCUACAUAAACUCCAGAAGGAGAUAGGUAAGUUGUAUGCUGCAGACCCCAAGGUUCAACAUCCCAUGUUCGAAGAGCUAGAGGAAACAAUGCUGUCUACCAAUAGGGAUUACUGGGGAAAACUCAUCGACAUCUUAUUCCCUAAGGGCCAGGUGUCUCCAUUCCCAGAUAACUGCUUCUCGGCUAUGGUCAGCACAGGUGCAAAGGGUUCGAAGGUGAAUCACUCAAUGAUUGACGCCAUGUUGGGCCAGCAGGAACUGGAGGGGCAUCGUGCUCCUCGUAUGAGGAAUCAGCGAUUCCUUCCCAGUUUUGCCCAGUAUGAUAUCGGCCCGAGGGCUGGUGGUUACAUUACCGACAGAUUCCUGACUGGAUAUCGACCACAAGAGUUCUUCUACCAUUGUAUGGCUGGUAGAGAGGGCCUUGUUGAUACUGCUGUGAAGACAGCAAGAUCUGGAUACUUACAGAGAUGUUUGGUGAAGAACUUGGAGGGUAUUACUAUCAACUAUGACUACACUGUUCGGGAUACUGACUCAUCGAUCGUCGAGUUCCUUUAUGGUGAGGAUGGUAUGGAUGUGACCAAGGUCAGCCAUUUGGAACAGUUCGAUGUGUUGGAUGAGAACUCUGCCUUCAUGGCCAAGAGUGCUGCUGUCGCUAAGGAGGAGGCUAAGAUGGAGAGCAACUUGCCGGCUCUUUAUAGGAAGUGGGCGGAGAAGCCUCAGAGUGGUCGAAGGACUAAGGACCUCGUGAAAGGGGUUAAUGCUAGCGAUAAGCUACGGGAUGAGGAGAAGGAGCAUAUCGCGUUUGUUGUGAAGGAUACUCAUACGAACGGAGGCAAGGCUCCUCCUAUGAACAGCAUGCUACCCCCAUGGAGGUUCACUGGUGCUAUGUCCGAGCGUGAGGAGAAUGCAUUGACGGAGUAUCUCUCCCAUAGACCGGAGGAGUUGGAGAAGAAGAUGCCCACUGAGGAGUUCCGUGAUGUUAUCAUGCAUAAAUACGCUAGGACUCUAGCGGAUCCUGGUGAAGCUGUUGGUACCUUGGCCGCUCAGGGUAUGGGAGAGCCCUCUACCCAGAUGACCCUGAAUACCUUCCAUCUUGCUGGUCAUGGUGGUGUUAACGUCACAUUGGGUAUCCCUCGACUGAGGGAGAUUGUACAGACCGCAUCUCGACACCUGGAAACCCCUGCUAUGGAAUUCCCUGUGCUCGGGGGCCUCAAGGUUGCCGAGGAGCUCAAGGUAAUGACUGAUGGAGUGACGUCAAUAUCGGCCUCCAUUCACCACUCUGUUCAGGGUAAGAUGACGCGAGUGUCUCUGAAGGACGUGGUAGUGGCGACUCACGUGUUGGAGUCGGUAACUGCGGCCCAGCCUAGUGGAGAGACCAUGCGAACCUACGAGCUUGUGGUUGAACUGGUUGACCCCGUUAUGAUCCAGAAAGCAUAUCCUAGCUUGUCACAGACAGCUAUUGCUCACUUCCUGGACCAUGACUUCCGAGAUAAGCUCAACUCAAAUCUUAAGAAGUUCAUCAAGAUAUCUGAGAGCACCUCUACGAUCACAUCACGCAAGGCCCAGCAAGAGGAGGGAGCAGCUGAUGUGUUCAAUGAGAUUCCCGAGGAUGAGAAUAAUGCUGAGCAGAAGGAUCAAGGCGAUGAAAGCCAGAAUGUCACUCGUACGCUAGCCCAGCGUGCCCGAGCUACUGAUGAGGAGAGGGAGGCCGAGCUUGAUAGGAUGGAGGCUGCUAGCGAAGAUGAUGUAGGAGAGGAGUGGUAUGACGUGUUGCAAGUGGUAUUAUCUCAGGAUGAGGCCGAGGAGGACAACGAGACCCCCGCAGCUGAGGAAGGCACUCAAGGACCUGCUCUCGGAGGGCAGACUACCGCCGAGGAGUAUCAGGUCUCCAAGACUAAGAACUCUACUGAAGUCAUCUUCAACAAGUCUGGACGUCUAUACGGCCCGAAGUUUGUUCUCCGUUCCCGACCACUUGAGCUCUCCCAGGGCAUCUCUCGGAAGAUUCUCAUCCUGGAGGCUGUCGCAGAUCUUUGCUCUGAUCUAUACAUCCAGCAGACCCCUGGCAUCACCAGCGUCCAUGUGGUGGAGCCCCGUCCUGGUCAGUCUGAUAAGGUCACGAUUGAGACUGAAGGUGUUAACCUCGAUAUUGCAUGGGGCCUUGACGGUAUCGACCAUGACCGCAUAGUCACCAAUGAUAUCGGUCUUAUCUUGGAUCGGUAUGGUGUAGAGGCAGCACGUGCGGCUAUAGUCCAAGAGGUGCUUCGAGUGUUCGGUCACUAUGGUAUCGGUGUCGACCCCAGGCAUUUGAUGCUCAUCUCUGACUACAUGACUCAUCAUGGAGGGUUCCGUCCCUUCAGCCGUAGAGGUAUGGAGGCUCACGCAUCCCCAUGGCUGCAGAUGACAUUCGAGACUAGUGUUAACUUCCUAACUAAGGCCUGUAACAAUGCACAGUAUGAUACCUUGAAGAGUCCAGCUGGGUCCAUCAUCGUCGGCAAGCAGGCCUGUGUUGGUACUGGAUGCUUCGAUCUACGUAUGGAGAUGCCCAAGAGUGUACGGGGACUUGCUAAGGAUGAGCUGGCUACUCAGGUCAAGAAGCCGAAGAAGGAAUUCGGGUCCCACCUCAACAACAACAACAACAACAACUUGCAGUUGGGAUGCCCACACCACCCUUCAUGGGUAUGCCGCAAGGGUCUGGUGGAAAGGUACUAUGGGGCUCUCAUAUGGACCGUAGUCGGUUAA